This is a messenger RNA of Aureobasidium melanogenum CBS 110374, 1410 nucleotides long. RefSeq names its product MFS general substrate transporter. Gene Ontology annotation, molecular function: transmembrane transporter activity. Gene Ontology annotation, biological process: transmembrane transport. The transcript has 5 exons. Gene Ontology annotation, cellular component: membrane. The coding region runs from base 1 to 1410 and encodes 469 amino acids. The record is from RefSeq and is a predicted model, not a curated record. NCBI's taxonomy places the organism in Eukaryota, Fungi, Ascomycota, Dothideomycetes, Dothideales, Saccotheciaceae.
AUGGUUGAAGACAUCGGCAAUGAUGAUGAUCUCCAGAAGCCUCAAGUCAAGAAAGACUAUUCAGGAGUGACUGAGAAAUCAGACCCGGCUGAGAUAGCCCUUGUCAAGAAACUUGACAGAUGGAUCAUGCCCAUGCUGUGGUCAAUGUAUUGGCUCAACUACCUUGACCGCAAUGCCAUCGCUCUGGCCCGCCUCAAUGACUUGGAGGAGGAUCUCAACUUGACAGGAACUCAGUAUCUUACUUGUGUCAGCAUUCUCUUCGUCGGUUACCUUCUCGGACAAGUCCCCUCUAAUAUGUUCCUUACAAGAACAAGACCCAGCUACUACAUGGGAUGUUGCAUGGCUCUGUGGGCUAUUGUAUCGGCUCUGACUGCUGUCUGCCACAACUUUGUUGGUCUUCUGCUGGUUCGAUUCUUCCUUGGUGUGACGGAAGCGCCUUACUAUCCCGGCGCCGUCUACCUCCUCAGUAUCUUCUACAAUCGCAAGGAGAUUGCUACACGUAUCGCUAUCCUCUAUACUGGAAAUAUCCUUGCCACUGCAUUUGCGGGCCUCAUUGCUGCUGGUGUAUUCCACGGCAUGGACGGCUCAGCAGGGUUGACUGGAUGGCAAUGGCUCUUCAUCCUCCAGGGUGGAGUCACCUUUGUCAUUGCCGUGAUUGGGUUUUUCUGUCUUCCAGACACACCCUUGACCACAAGAUGGCUCACACCCGAGGAGAGACAACUCGCCCACCACCGCAUUGCAGCCGACACUGUUGAGAAGAAGGGAGAUACCAGUGUUUGGAAUGGCCUCAGACAGGCUGGCUCUGACCCCGUCGUCUGGCUCUUUGCUCUCAUGGCUCAUCUUCACUUGGCUGCCAAUGGGUUCAAGAACUUUUUCCCCACUGUCGUCAAAACUCUGGGCUUCAACACCACUAUCACUCUCGUUCUGACGUGCCCACCUUACCUCAUCGCCGGCGCUUCAACACUUUUGGUUUCUUGGUCUUCUGGCAAGAUGAAUGAACGUACCUGGCACAUCACUGCUUCCAAAUCAGUUGCAAUCGUAGGUUUUAUCGUCGGUGCAGUCGUAAUGAACACUGGUGCCAAAUACUUUGCCAUGGUCGUCUUUACGAUCGGUACCUAUGCCGUCAACUCCCUUAUUCUCGGCUGGGUUGGAUCUACCUGUGGCCAGAGUACGGAGAAGAAGGCAGCGGCCAUCUCAAUCGUUACCACGGUGAUGAAUGCUUCCUUUAUCUGGACACCCUAUCUCUGGGAUCCUAAAGACGCACCGCAGUAUCAGCCUGCCAUGUUUUCGAGCGCUGCCUUUUCCGCUGGUACCGCUCUUGUUGCAUGGAUUGUCAAGAUCAUCAUGAAGCGUCGUAACGAGAAGCUUAGACAGUCUGAAGAUGAGGUCCAGACUUUCUAUGUCUACUAG